Messenger RNA from Trematomus bernacchii (emerald rockcod), 2376 nucleotides. It is a transcript of the gene fbxw8, whose product is annotated as F-box and WD repeat domain containing 8. Gene Ontology annotation, cellular component: preribosome, large subunit precursor. The record is from RefSeq and is a predicted model, not a curated record. Gene Ontology annotation, molecular function: protein binding. The transcript is spliced from 11 exons. The coding region runs from base 120 to 2087 and encodes 655 amino acids. NCBI's taxonomy places the organism in Eukaryota, Metazoa, Chordata, Actinopteri, Perciformes, Nototheniidae.
UUUUGCGCUUUGGUGUCGGUGCCGAUAUACCAUUACAACUGGUCUAUAUAACUAAAACAUACAUACGAUAACGAUUUUAACCCUGCUAAUUUAUAUUUGAUCAACUAUGAUUAAGAAAUAUGGCCGAGGAAGAACUUGCUGUGUUCAGGGAGAGUUGGAAAGAAGAACUAACGAGUAAAAACGACGAGGAGCGACUUGUUUGUGCCCCUUCCUCGGAUGUUCCUAGUCAGUCAGGUCAGGGAGACUUGAGAAAAAGGUAUUUUGAAGACUCAAAAUAUCUCAACACAGCCGAUAGUACUUCAAAGCUAUCAGAAAGGGAAUGCACUGAUGAUGCCUCAGAUACAGAGUAUCAGCCUGAGUAUGUGUCCAUUGCACGGAGUUUGCUGGAUGGGAGGACCAGUCCCCUGCUGGACAGGAUUCAGGAGGAGAGAACCAGGAGAAAGAGGCAGUAUCAAAACAUGACCAACGCCUGCAGCAAAUCCCUGCAGCAAAAACAAAAGCAACAGCAGCAGCCUCAGAGAAAAGUCAAGAAAGAAGAAGAGCUUUUGGAUCAACUUAUUCAGGACCUGAAUGAAGUCAACGACAUUCCCUUCUUUGAUAUCGAGCUGCCGUAUGAGUUAGCCCUGAAAAUAUUCCGAAAUCUCAACUGUACUGAGCUGGGCCGAUGUGCACAGGUGAGCAGGGCAUGGAGAGUCCUUGCAGAGGACGGCGUUCUGUGGUUCAAGAUGUGCAGAAGGGAGGGCUACCAUCAGGAGGCCAGCGUGUCUGACUCCCCCUGCUGGAAGAGCACGCUGCGGGACUGCAGGAACUCGGCCAAGACUGUGCGCUCCAACUGGAAGAAUCGAGUGGGCUCCAUCAGCCAGCUGCAGUUCGAGCUGGGCAAGGUGCUGUGUGACGUCAGCUCCUGUGACUCCUUCAUCUUGGCUGGGUACACAUCUGGGGAUGUGAGGCUGUGGGACACGCUGCACUGGGACUCCACCGCCUCCUUUCUGAAGAUCAACAGCCUGUCAGCCAACUCUGUCCCCAGACCUCAGGUCAGCCACGUCCAGGUCAACAGCUCGGUGGCUGCUGCUGCGUAUGAAGAUGGCUGUGUGGACCUGUGGAGCACAGAGACAGGUGGAGAGCCCCUCCUCCACUACCAGAGCCCGGAGAGGCCCCAGGCCCUGGCCCUGGGCCCCGACAGCCCCAGCCUGGGCUCGGCUGCCGGGCCUCACGUCCGGCUGGACAGCGCCGACGACCGCGGCUACUGGAGGAUGCUCUGCAGGGCGCAGCUCCCAAAGACUGUAGAGAGCCUGGUCCUGGUGCCGGGCCGGGGGCAGCAGGGCCCGCUGGCUGCUCUCUCAGCAGGAGACGCUGUGUACCUGUUGGACCCUCGGGAGGAGAAGCCGCGGACCCUCCAUUCAGUCUACGGUCACCCUGUUACCUGCCUCGAUGCCUCCGACUCCCAGGUUGCACUGGGAGUGAAACGCACUGGCUGGGCCAUGCACGACGGAGGAAACAAGAUCCACGUCUACAGCCUAGAGACGGGUAAACCUGUGUCUUCUGUGGGCGACUCGCUGGGAGACUUCACGUGCAUCAACCUGAGAGACAGCCCUCCUCACCUGCUGGUGUGUGGAAACAAAGACAGGAGGGUGAGGGUGUUUGACCUGCGAUCCGGCUCCUCUGUGGCGUCCCUGUACGGCCACCACCUGGGUGUCACCUCCGUUCAAAUUGACGACUGGAAGAUCGUGAGCGGCGGAGGCGAGGGAUUGGUGUGUGUGUGGGAGAUGAGGAUGGGAUCCAAGCUGUGGGAGAUGCACAACAGGCAUCCUGUCAGGCAUGUUAACUUCAACAGCAGCACCCUGGUAACCGCCAACAUCCCCGAUGACAAGUCGCCGAGGGGAGCCUGCAUCACAGAUGAUGACCUUACAGCUCACCGCAGACACAGAGGAGUCAUCUGCCAUUACGACUUCUCGGAGGACGCGCUGUCCCAGGAUCACAUCCUGCCCAUCUGCAGGUCCGACUACAUCGAGUCCUCCGGGUACAACUACAACAUCGGGCUGACUGUGCCCUACGACAGGCUGCCGGGCGCCCACCCCUCCCUCUGACAGCAGCUUAUCAAACUGCAGCAGGACUGACGGACAGACUUUAUAAACCUUUGAUCAGUUUGAUUCUCCAAACUGUAUUUUUUUUUAUUUUAUUACAUUUUAAUCGUCAUAGUGGAAUCAAGCUUCUUGGAAAAGUACCAUGUAAUGUACACUGUCUGUUUUGUUGGUAUUUUUAAUUAACAAUGUGGAUUGCAAACACUGUACAAUAAUUUCUUUAAGUGAUAUUUAGAUCUCUGUAUUUGAUCAGUGCUGCUGGGCAACAUCAGAGGAAUAAAAUGUCCUAUUUUUA